AAACCUUACAAGGAACCUUGUGUCACAGUACAUGGCCAAGUCCUAAACCCUGUGGACAAGUUCACCUACUUGGGCAGUACCAUGUCACGGCAGGCAAACAUAGAUGAGGAAGUGAACGGCAGAAUCUCUAAGGCCAGCAGUGCUUUUGGGAGACUUCGACACAAUGUCUGGGACCGAAGGGGAAUCAAGCUCAGCACAAAACUUAAAGUGUAUCAGGCAGUAGUCAUUACUACUCUUCUCUAUGCCUGUGAGACUUGGACAGUUUACAGAAGACAUGCAAAACAACUAAAUCACUUCCACACAACAUGCCUUCGUAGACUCCUUAAAAUUCAUUGGCAAGACCACACCCCAGAUACGGAGGUACUUUCCCGUGCCAACAUGCCCAGCAUUCACACCCUCAUAGAGAAAGCCCAAGCAAGGUGGGCAGGACACGUCCGACGGAUGAACGACAGCCGCAUACCCAAAAUGCUGCUGUAUGGGGAACUGGCUGAAGGCAAAAGGCUAGCGGGCCGCCCCAAGCUCCGCUUCAAGGACAGCCUCAAGGCAACUCUGAAGAGCCUCAGCAUUCCUGUCGAAAACUGGGAGGACGCUGCCACUGACCGUCACCAGUGGCGCAGACUAGUCCACCAGGGCGCCGAGCUUGCUGAGCGUCGUCGCAUCAGCCUGGCUGUCAGUAAGCGGGAGGCACGAAAGGCGAGGGAGAAAAACCCGUCUCUGCAACCACUACCUGAGCACAAGUGUGACGUCUGCGGCAGGUGCUUCCGGGCUAGAAUUGGGCUCGUCAGCCACACCCGGACACACAAGGACUGAAGUUGGGGUCAUCAUCGACUGCGAUGGACGA
Messenger RNA from Branchiostoma belcheri (Belcher's lancelet), 841 nucleotides. RefSeq lists its product as uncharacterized. The transcript has a single exon. The record is from RefSeq and is a predicted model, not a curated record. Lineage: Eukaryota; Metazoa; Chordata; Leptocardii; Amphioxiformes; Branchiostomatidae. The coding region runs from base 82 to 810 and encodes 242 amino acids.